This is a messenger RNA of Anisakis simplex (herring worm), 396 nucleotides long. Lineage: Eukaryota; Metazoa; Nematoda; Chromadorea; Rhabditida; Anisakidae. The record is from the annotation of a GenBank genome assembly.
ACUAUCGGAAUCGAUCAUCGAUACCAUUGGCAGUCAAAUGCUGCACCGAACUCGUUAAGGAAUAGUGUCGGGUCGUUGAUCACCGAAAAUCCGUCGGUCGAUAAUCAUGGACCUGACGGAUUUGCGCCGGUCCCUGACCGUCGGAGCUACCGGCGAGCUGCGGUGAUUGCCGACGACCCGUCGGUGACCACCGGCCGUAACCUACCGACAAGGCUUGCUCGGUCGGUGACGUUUAUGGCAAACCUUACCGCGGUUCCAAGCGAUCGGCAACCGACCGAUGCUCAAAAUUAUGCCAUCGAUGAAUACCGCGAGUUGCGCUGGCCAUCAACAGGGCUCUUGGUCGGUGAUCACCGAGAAAAAUCUUGUGGUUCGCACAACACUAACAGGGAAUUGUGA